GCGUCGUACCUUGUUCUUCUAGUUGCUAUAAACAUUCAAGAUGGCGGAGGGCGGCGGAGCUGCCGCCGCUACCCCGAAGUUCAACAAGAAAUCCUUCGAAUUCAAGAUGUGCAAGAAGGUGGCAGAACUCACUCAAGUAGUCCACAUGCUCUUCGUGAAGAACCAUGAGAAGGAAGUCGAGCUGGAGGCCGUCAGGGUCGCUUAUGAGGAGGAAAUUUCCAAUGUUAUUGCAGACGCACGGAGCAAAAUCAAAAAGUUGCAACACUGCUUGGCCGCGGAACAGAGGAGGGGCGAGGAGGCAAAGAAAGGUUUCGAGCAAGAUUUUGAAGAGAGGGAGAAGCUGCUAACGCAGAAGCUCGCUGAGAACGAAGUCAGAGUGAUUGAACUUAGGAAGGACAAUGAUUUCAUGAAAGACCAAGUUGUCAGACUUCAGAGAAUCGUGGACGACUCAAAGUCAAAGGAGCUUGUGACAGGCUUGGGCGAAGAUGAAGUCAAGCAAUUCCAAAAGCAACUCGAUCUUGCCCAAGCCGAGCUGGAAGCGAAGACCGUGGAAUUUGAGAGACUCCGGGAAACAAUCAGCAAAGAAAACGACAAGCGGAGAGAAAAUGACGCAGUCGUCCACCGGCUCCGAUCUGAAAUGGAACAAGUGCAAUCAGAGUUGAGCUUACAAAUGGAAGACUUGAAAAACGAACUACUGGAGACCAGUAAUGGAAAGGAAAGACUCCAGCAGAGGAAUAAGAAUCUGGAGUCGGACCUCCGGAAUCUUAAGAAAGAGUUGGAGAGUCGUCGACAGUCUGAGUUUACCGUGCAACCUGCGCCAAGGUCUUCAAAAUCACCAGGAGAAGGCAUGGAAUUCAGCGAAGAAUUGGAACGCCUUCGCCGUGAGGUCCGCAUGUACCGCAUGGAGCUCAGCAACCGGGAAGGCAACUUCAAUCGCAUGUUUACCGACAGCUCACCAGUACGCGUUGACCACCGGGCCGGGGGCCUGGCCGUAACGCGAACGACAGGCCGACCGCAGAUGGAUUCUGCCUUAACAGUGGGUAACCGCACUCCGCGGGACACAAACGACAACCUGCAGCCACAGUACCGCCCGGGGUUGAACCGGCUCCCGACCCUGUCCAUGGACAGCCGUCAGAGGGCGACAAACAGCCACAGCAGCGGGAGAACCCACCGACUGGUCGGAACGCCAAGAGAGCGGCAGACAGCUGGCUAUCCAAUGCCUGGAUUUCACUGACGAGAAUUUAGGAAUUCGGACAUCACUGGUCUCUUUGACGAACAAGACAAGGCGCAUACCUAAUAAUGAAGAGAGCGGGGCAGUGCUAUCAUAUAGGAUUACCCAUAUAACGCCGAUGAAUGGACGAAAUCCAGCACCCAGCGAAUAGGCAUUCUGAAUCAAAACAGGCAGUUCCCAAUACAGUCAGCCACCUGGGGUGCAUUCGAGCGUGCUACUCGUGCUAACAUGAGUAUACUCCUGAGCGCCCGAACGGCAGGAGUACGACCCGCGGGUGAGCAAGAGUAUACUCUCCGUCAUACCCGGAGUAUACUCCUGCACCGGGAGUAAUGCGCACGCAACAUUUUCCUGCACUCGGGAGUAGCAAGAGUAACACGCUUGAACGCACCCCUGAGGUCACUACGGAGAGUCAAUGUUUAGCAAUGCAGUGUGCAAGACGGUCAACAAAUUUACCAUGGCACGGUACACUUAAAAUUGUUAGUUUGUCCGAUCAGUAGGUUCGUAAGCGUAUACAUGAAUCAAGUGAGUAUCUUUUUACGUUUUAUUUCCACGGCGGUGUGAAACACGCCAUUGGCUUGAGCUGCUUAUGUUGGUUGGUUGGUGAGUUGGCUGGUGGGUAAUUGGUUGGUGGACACUUUACUCGGCCCAUUAUACUGUUUCCAUGCAUGCCACGCAUGUAUCACAGCUUUGGCAGUGAGUUUCUGUGGAAUACCUGCAGUUUUGUGACACUGAUACGCGCGCAUGCAUCUGAUUUGCAUAUUAGAUCACGCCCCAUUGCAAAGCCAAAUUCGCGGUUUAAAGUUUGUGGAACCGCCGUGGGUUGUACCACUUGGUACUUGUUUAUCUAGAUAUGGUGUUUUGUGCUAGGCCAAAGAAUGCUUUGCCUUGAUCUAUCAACAAUUCCUGAGGUUGUCUACUGACAUUCGUUUAUAUCGCGGCAUGUCGGCCAUGCUUUUGUCGACCGAAAAAUUAACUCUCUGUGGAACCUCUUGGUGGCUCACUGGAUUGGGAAUCACUGGUAUUGAUUCAGAAAUGGCUAUUCACUGGAAGUCUUAUCAUGCAUCUGGUCUACACAAUGGGCCGGAUUUCGCCCAUUCGUUGGCGUUAUAUGGUGUAUCCUAUAUGAUCAAUCAAUCAAGUCGAGGCGCUUUGGCAGCUCGAGCCCUCCCAUUGAUCUGGGUCCAGAUGUUGGUUCAGCAUGCAGGAGCGCAGCUCCUCGGCAGUGGUCAAGCCGGUGUCCUGUUUCAGCAUGUCCACGAGGGAGAGACUUCAGAGAGGCAGUGGCAGAGAGGCAGAGGGAGAGGCAGUGCCCUUGUGGGCUCCCAGAGAAUGAUCGGGCUAGCGGCCAGCUCCAGGUGACAGACGCAAUGCCCUGCAAGCUUGAGACAACGUUCCCGGAUCUUUUUCGUCACCUUCGGCAUGCCAGCGUAGAGGCCUACAUUCCUUAUGUGAUCCUGCCACUCUGUAAUAGCACUGCCCCACUCUCUUCGUUAGUCAGCAACCAGGGCAAAAGUGACAGUCGGGGAGUCGGUCAGUCAGAUAGGUACUUAAAGGACACUAGGUAUUUUCUCCAAGCAAACUUGUAUCCUUGAUCCUGAUUGGUGGUAUCCAUGGCAACAAUGGUGAUAUGAGGCUGUAUUGCAUGGUCCAUAUCGCACCCUGCGUGUUGCGCUCUUCCAAGAUGCGAGCGACAUUCCAGCUGCAUGCGCUAAAUCACUAAAAGUUCAUGUAGAGCAUACUAGUUCCACCUUUACUGCGCGUCAAGAUUGCUUAAAGAUAAAUUCGUUAAAUUUCCCUAAACUUUAUUUCACCAGCUUUUAGAUUCCAAGCACAAGAAAUUCCUAAUUGGCGAACAAAUCUAAAUAUUUCUCUUGAUUUUAGAGUGCUAAUUUACAUAAUGUCAGAGUAUUGGAGUAAACAGAUUCAGCUUUAGCACUUUUACUAGAAAGUAUCCCGAAUCCGCCAAAAUCCACCAAUUUUGUCACGCAAACCAUGUUGGUGUCCCGAGUCCAUCAGAAUCCACCAGUGUAAAUACUGAAGGCACCCUGAAUCGGUCAAAGAAGAAAUAAAAUCUGGGGUAAAUUUA
This is a messenger RNA of Patiria miniata (bat star), 3317 nucleotides long. RefSeq names its product protein FAM184A-like. The transcript is spliced from 4 exons. The coding region runs from base 41 to 1234 and encodes 397 amino acids. The record is from RefSeq and is a predicted model, not a curated record. Lineage: Eukaryota; Metazoa; Echinodermata; Asteroidea; Valvatida; Asterinidae.